GUGUGACGUCGUCGAGUUGUUCUCAACCGCGGAACAAAUGUUGGCCAAACUCGUGUUUCACUGGGACAAUAGUGAGUAGUGGACACUUCCUUCGCCAAGCCACAGACCAACAAUAAAGUCCCAUUUAAGAGUUGCUGGUGUAACAAUAGGAAGAAUAUAUUCCACUCCUCUCUUCUACACGCGGCUUAUGAGAUGAACGCUCAUCAAGAAGAACGUCCUCUUCAACAGCAGGAGGAUCCACAGCCCCCCCACAUUAAAGAAGAAAAGGAAGCUCUCUGGGUUACUCAGGAGAAAGAGUUUGUUCCAGAGCAGGAGGAGGCGGAUCUCACCAAGUUUCCACUGACAGUUGUUUCUGUGAAGACUGAAGAGCAUGAAGACAAACCACCUGAGUCCUCACAGCUUCAUCACAGUCCAACAGGUUUCGGUGAGAAAAUUGUGGUAAAAGUCGCUUCUUACCGGAGAUCAGCUGAGCUUGUGCCGCCCAUAAAGCUGCCGUCGACUUCCCUGAGACACUGGCGUCAACUCACCCGUGGACACACCCCUCCGACUAUCAGAUGUCUGUGAAGAACAUCUUCACCCUGAGCAAAAGAAGUGGAGCUUCGGGAUGCGGAUAGAGGCGCCACAGCCCUCCCACAUUAAGAAGGAAGGGGAAUACCCACUGAUCCCCCACUUUAAAAAGGAAAAGGAGGACCCACUGACAUGCCAUUUUAAAGAGGAAACUGUGGAUCCACUGAGCCCUCACCUUAAGGAUGAAGAGGAGGACCCACUGACCCCUCACUUUAAAGAGGAAGAGGAGGAACACAGCAUCAGUCAGGAGGGUGAGCAUAUUGAUUGGUUGGAUGAGUUCCCAGUCAUUGGUGUCCCUGUGAAGAGGGAAGAUGAUGAGGUCAAAGGUGAAAGUCAGAAGAAGAGAGAGGUGGAGCCUCCAAGCAGCAGCUCAACACAACACAUGACAACAGAAGCUGAUGGAGACCACUGUGGAGGAUCACAAGCAGACAAGCUCUUAGCUCCACUAUCAGAUAGUGAGGACACAACGUCACACUCUCCUGACACUGAUGAUGAAGACUCUAAAGAUGAUAAGACAUGUCACACUGACAACACUCACUUCACAUGUUCUCACUGUGACAAAACCUUUAAAUUACCUUAUCUGAAAAGACACAUGAGAAUACACACUGGCGUAAAAACUUGUAUAUGUUCAAUAUGUGGUAAAGGUUUUGUAGAAAGUCACAAUUUGAAAGUACACAUGAGAAUACACACUGGUGAAAAACCUUUUAUCUGUUCAAUCUGUGGUAAACGUUUUGUAAUAAGUCACAAUUUGAAAGUGCACAUGACAACACACACUGGUGAAAAAACGUUUUUCUGUUCAACCUGUGGUAAAGGUUUUACACUAAGUCAAGGUUUGAAAGUACACAUGAGAACACACAAUAGUGAAAAACCUUUUUCCUGUUCAACCUGUGGUAAAGGUUUUACACACAGUCAGUGUUUAAAAAGACACAUGAGAACACACACUGGAGAAAAACCUUUUUCCUGUUUGACCUGUGGUAAAGGUUUUAAACAAAGUCAUGAUUUGAACGUACACAUGAGAACACACACUGGUGAAAAACCUUUUUCCUGUUCAACCUGUGGUAAUGGUUUUACACAAAGCCAGACUCUGAAAAGACACAAGAGAACACACACUGGUGAAAAACCCUUUUCCUGUUCAAUCUGCAACAGAAGCUUUUGUGACCGAUCAAACCUUGUAGUACACAUGAGAAAACACCCAGAAGAAAAAGUGUUGAGUUGCAGUGUGUGCGGUGAAAGAUUCUCUUAUAAAAAGCAGUGUAAGAAACACAAGUGUGCUGGUGAGAACAGCAGCAGCAAAUGAAACUGCAGGAUUUGAAAUAAGAUGUCAAGACAUUAAUUUUGACUUUCUAACAACAUUAGCACAUAUAACAUGUGUGACAUUGUUGUUUGUGCAACAAUCUUUUUAAUAUGUCCGUACAUUUAUAGAUUACAUAAUUUGAAAUAUGAAAGUAUUACAUAUUUGUAAUUCUAAUUGUUAAUAAUCCCAUAGAUUAGCACCUUUAUAUGAUAUACAUAUUUACUGGUUCACAUCUGAAACAUCUUCUGGACCACUUCAGGGAGUAUAUUAUUAUUUACUUCAGACAUCAUUUGAACAGUUGUCUUUUAUUCACUUCUCAAAUGUGUGACUUUAUGACUCUUUAGUUGGGUCGCUAUAAUAUAUUUUAUUAAUUAUCGUUAUUACUUUGUAUUAUGAUGAUUGUGUUGUGAUUUUUUUAUAUGUAUGUCCUCAGACCUCUAUGCAGUAUAAAAGUGAGAGAAAAUGGCAGAUUUUUUUUAUGGAAGGAUGGUUUUGUUUUUACAAACUUACAUUACAAGAAAUAGUAAUUAAUUAAAAAGAAUGAUAUACUGUAAUUCAAAUAUUUGGAAUAAAAGCCUUUUUAAUUUU
Messenger RNA from Nerophis ophidion (straightnose pipefish), 2449 nucleotides. Its product is annotated as oocyte zinc finger protein XlCOF6.1-like. Gene Ontology annotation, biological process: regulation of immune system process; regulation of cytokine production; negative regulation of transcription by RNA polymerase II. Lineage: Eukaryota; Metazoa; Chordata; Actinopteri; Syngnathiformes; Syngnathidae. Gene Ontology annotation, molecular function: DNA-binding transcription factor activity; RNA polymerase II cis-regulatory region sequence-specific DNA binding. The transcript is spliced from 4 exons. The coding region runs from base 605 to 1864 and encodes 419 amino acids. The record is from RefSeq and is a predicted model, not a curated record.